AUGACAGGGGCACCUUUGGACGUUGGAUUAUAUGGUAAUCCCAAUGAUUACGUAUUCUCUCAGAAUGCACUAGAUAAUAUCAUCACCCAACUUAUGGAACAGACUGGAGGCGCAUCAGCACCUCCUCCUGCACCCGAACAAGUUAUUGAGGCACUUAAAAAAAGAAGUUUAACCGAGAAAGAGAAAUCAUCAGAAGCAGAUUGUGCUGUUUGCAAAGAUCAAUUCGAAUCACACGAAACAGUAAUCGAGUUACCUUGUGAACAUAUAUUCCACGAUGACUGCAUUAAACCGUGGUUGAAGUUAAACAGUACCUGUCCUGUCUGUCGUCAUUCAGUUUUACCAGAACAAGAAUCAGCCAACGGUCAGAACAGUAAUAACGAUAGCAACAACGGAACCAAUGACAACCAUAAUACCCAAAAUACACAACAGACCAGAGAAGCAAACGAUGGUAACAAUUCGACUGGGAGUACAGCCUCAUAUACUUGGGUAAGUGGCAAUGGUGGGGGUAAUGGCACAGCUCACCAAGGUAUGCCUACUUCUUUUCCAGUAAAUUUAGCGACUGCAUUUCCUUCUUGGAUAAAUAAUUUGACAGGUAAUGCCUCUAGAUCCAAUAGCACCUCUACUGCAACCAAUACAAACACAACCAGUACUAACACAAGUACAAACACCAACACCAGCACGACAACAAACUCAAAUGAAAACACCAACUCAAACACAGCCACAUCCAACAAUGCAACGUCAAACACAAACACUCAUUUGGACGAUGAUCUCGAUCUUGAUUAA
This is a messenger RNA of Mucor mucedo, 783 nucleotides long. RefSeq lists its product as uncharacterized. The record is from RefSeq and is a predicted model, not a curated record. NCBI's taxonomy places the organism in Eukaryota, Fungi, Mucoromycota, Mucoromycetes, Mucorales, Mucoraceae. Bases 1 to 783 code for a protein of 260 amino acids. The transcript is spliced from 3 exons. Gene Ontology annotation, cellular component: cytoplasm; nucleoplasm.